AUGUCGAAUAUUAGAACGAUGAAAAAUAUUAAUGCACAAUUAAAGAGUAUAGAUAUCCAAAGUGUCCAGCGAUCAAUAGACAGAUCUCAGAUAACAGCUAGGAAAUCCAAAUCCCAUCAAAAAACCAUGGACGUGACUUUGAAUGUUGUUACUCGACAAGUAGAUCAUACGUUGGAAACCCGGGUACAUAGAAAAUUUCCAAAAUACAACACUUUACUUCAUGCUUCUAGUCAUCAUCCAUGCCACAUUAUCAACAACAUCCCCAAGUCCCAAUAUUUACGUAUCAAACGUAUAUGCUCUUCUGAACAAACUCGCCAAGAGUGUCAACAAGAUUUAACAAAUAGACUGGUAACUAGAGGCUAUAGUAAAGAUCACAUUUCCCAAGCUGUAACCCAGGUUGUCUGGAGAUGGUGGAAAAUCUCUCUAAGGAGUGAAUUUCGAAAUACUAAACCUGGAGAAAUAAGAGAAUCUCAUCAAGAUUUCUUGGAUGAUACAACAUUGCAGGUUCAGAUUGGCAUCGUGUUUGGCAAAAACAUCCUUGCCUAUGUCCUCAAUCUGUGUCGAGGUAACUUUGACUACUUGGGCCGACUUCCUGAUUCUGUGCUUCUGUAUAUAAUUUCCUUUCUGGAUUUAGAAGAUAUCACUACCCUUUCUCAGACUUCCCAUAAAUUUAAGAAGCUGUGCAAUUCUGAUGAUCUGUGGGAACACAUUGUACAGAGCUUAUGUGAUACUAUCACUCCUGAAAUGAAGGCACUGGCAAAUGAAAUUGGCUGGAAGCAGAUCUUCUUCACCAACAAACUGCAGCUGCAAAUGCAGAUUCGACGGAGAAGACAGAAAAACAUUUCAUGAUACUGAUACAAGUUCAACCUACUUUUGUAUCAACAGCCUCUUUUAUGUAUGCCUUUGUAAUUUUUUGUAACUUUGGUUUACUGUACUUCUGAGGAAUAGUUUUUCAUCAAGCAUAACUGCUUUUGAAGUAAUCUUUUUGUAAAUGUUUUAAUGUUUUACAACUGUAAAUGAUCCUAAAAUAUAAUAGGUGUGUUUUUUAUGAUUAUUUGUAAAAAAUAGUAGUGUAUGACUUACUGUUUUAAAAACGAACAAUAUUUUGC
Messenger RNA from Protopterus annectens (West African lungfish), 1109 nucleotides. RefSeq names its product F-box protein 36 (gene FBXO36). The transcript has 5 exons. Gene Ontology annotation, molecular function: protein binding. Lineage: Eukaryota; Metazoa; Chordata; Ceratodontiformes; Protopteridae. The record is from RefSeq and is a predicted model, not a curated record. The coding region runs from base 1 to 849 and encodes 282 amino acids.